GUGCAGUUAAGCUCUCAGUCUGCCGUUGGCUACCGAGUGUUUCUGGUGAUUAUUUAAGUGGCGUUCAGACAAAGGCAAGAGAAGGUUUGACUGACACGCUAAAUGGCCUCCUGGGUUUGUGCAAGCCAGUUGUUCCUGGUUGUUCUGUUCAGCUGGAGUGUCCACAGUGUUCCUGUUCAAAAUGACUGGGGACAGUCUACUGUGAGAACUGGGAAGGUGAAUCCUGGACCCCAAAAUGCUAAGACUGAAGGCUCCCGUCCAAUGUCUUCCAAUCCAGCUGGUACUUCUGUAUCAUGGGUGGUUGUUAGACCCCAACGCAAAAGCUCAUUUGUGCGACCCUCCAAUCAAAUACGACCUGCAGUCUCUCUAGUGCCCAACCCUCCAAAACUCCUUCCUGCUCUGAAGCCAGAAGGACCUGCUAAUUUAUGGUCAACUGAAGCACCAAAGGAGCUUCCCCUCCCUACCUCUGAUCCUGAAGGCCCUGUGGCGUCGCUGCCAGUUGCACCUCUGACCGAGCUUUCACCCCAUCCAAAACUACAAAAUCCUUUUGAGAUUCUAGAACUUACUCCUCCUCCCCCUCAAAAUCCUAAAGAGUCUGCACUUUCAAUUGUUGACCCUCCUGAAAGUCUUCCUUUGCCGCCUUCAAAUCCAGAGGGUCCCGAGGUCUCGUGGCUGGUUGAGCCUGCAAAGAAAGUUCAUUUUCCUUCCAAUCCUGACAUGCCUCUGGUCCCCUGGAAAGUUGGCAGUCCUAAAAAUUUUCCCCCGCCUUCAGUUCUAGAAGUUUCUACAGAUAACUGGUUGGCUGAUCAUUUGCUAAAGGCUCAAACCCUCCGUAAUACCAAAGGCACUGAUACUGCAACAAAAGAAAUGGUUGCUCAUCCACCAACCUCAGAGAAUGCUGCUGUAAGCUGGGUGGUUCAGCCUCCCAAAAGAAAGUUACUUCUUCAAAGUCCUGAUCCUUUGGUGUUGACCACUGAUGAGCAUGAAAGCGACCCAUUCAGAGCUGCUGUUGCACAACUGGGUGAAAUGCCUCUGGAACGCUUUGCCUCUUAUCUUCCACUCACACCUGACCUCAUCCUUCCACCUGUUGUGUCAGAAGACCUUUCUCCUUUGAAAGGGGGGCCAGAGCAAGGAGUAUCAGAGGGUGAAACUGAGCCUCUGGCAUAUCAAGAGUCCUCUUAUCAGGGUGGCGAGUUAAGCCGCUACGCCUCCCUCUACAAACAUGGGGUCUCGGAGCGUGAAACUGAAGACUACAUUGUUCCAAUGUACCUUUAUGGUGCAGGAGGGAUGCCAAUUGGAGUUAUGCCACCACUGCCGUACCUGAACCAGGUUGUGCCGAACAUGUUUUACUUAUUCUUGAAUGGGUGGCUUCCUGAUGGGACUGUGUCACGCAUGCAGACAAACUAUGAGACUGAUGGAGACUAUACAACUCAAGUUGGCUAUGAAAAAUAACCCUUCCCUGCAACUGAAGGCCCUGGUAUUGACAGCCAAGUUAAGGUUUCUAGCUAGGAGUUGUAGGCUUACUGAAAAGCUGACUACAAAGUCCAGAAUUAGACAAUUGAGGGUUAAAGGCAGCUAUAGCAAUUUCUGCAGUUUACACCCAUGGUCUUGACUUGCAGUGUUUUAAAACUUCUAAUAAAGGUGAAAAAAAGAGA
Molecule: messenger RNA, 1655 nt
Organism: Gambusia affinis (western mosquitofish)
Lineage: Eukaryota; Metazoa; Chordata; Actinopteri; Cyprinodontiformes; Poeciliidae
Product: proline-rich receptor-like protein kinase PERK10
Exons: 3
Coding region: 103-1452 (449 amino acids)
Source: RefSeq, a predicted model, not a curated record